AUGUUGUCUGAUAAGCAAGCGAAAUUGGUCCAGUUUAGUGAGGAGAUCGUAAAAGAGCAAAAUAAUGAAGAAAUAGCUAAAGUUCAGGAGCGUUUGCUCCUAGAAAAAAAGCUAAGGAAAUCAGUUCAUGAUGCUAUAGUAAAGUUGACAGAGAAAGUUUCUGACGAAGAGCUUUUAAGCUAUUUACCUUACUUGGACAGGUUGUCAUGGGACGAUGUAGUGGAAGAGAGAUCUAUUGCUAAAACUUGUGGGUUUCCGCUGUGCGACAAUGAAAACAUUCCAAUUCAAACUCAAACCUAUUAUAUCGAUAGAAGAGAAAAGAAGAUUUUCGAAGCUAACAAAGAAAGGAACAAAUUUUGUUCGUCCAAUUGUUUUCAGAGAUCUGCUUUCGUUAAAGCUCAGUUAGACGAACAUCCCCUAUGGAUCACGGGACUCAAUGAAAUCCGGAGUCGAAAAACUUACGACAUUCAACAUGUUUUGGCGUCUGAAACUUUGGAUCGAGAGUUUCGACGUUUGAAACCUGUGGAAAUUGUUUCAAAACCCUCAACGCUAGUUAAAUCCUUGAACGAGUUGAAGAUUGCGGAGAGAGCCGAAUCCGACGAAGAGAUGAGUGACGAAGACGGAAUGGCAACAAGGGAUGAUCAAGAUUUUUUGGAAUCCCUGGAGCGCUUCAUCAAACAAAAGCCAUGUCAAAGUGACAAAGCAAAUCCUUUCAUGAACUCCAGCGCGGGAUAUCAAAUUGCCACUUCAUGUUCUCCAAAUCAUAGCUCGAAAAGCGAGAAAGACAAACAGAAAUCUCCAAAUAAUAGUCAGGUUAAUAGUGACAAAGAGCAGAAACUUCAAAACAUCAGGUCUAAGUAUCAACAGAAAAAACCUCAUUGUUCUCUCUUGAUCGAGCCUCUGCCUAUUGCAAAAGAGAAACUUAAAGAAACUGUGCGUGCAGAAUCAUCUGUGCCUGGCCAGGAAUCUUAUCCUGAUGUGGAGCAGGGGCCAUCAAAAACAGCAAAGGUGUUGAAGAGCACCGAAGUAGUUUUGCCAAAUCAAGAAGACUUGCAAUAUGUAACAACACUUUUCAACAAUUGGUGGACUAAGGAAACAACAGAGAUUGUCCAACUUGGAGGAAGGAAACCGUCUAGUGAUUCUAGCCGAGUCUUAUUAGCUUACAUGCAUGGAGAUAUUUGUGAAAACGCAAAUGUUAAUUUACCAGAUGUGGAUUCAGUCGAUGUCAGAAGGAAACGGCUUCGUAUUCUUAUUGAAUCUCUCAAACCUACAUGGCUAAAAAUGGAACGCUUCUUCGGAAAGACGUCGUCGAGUUCACACUGUUUGGUGGAUCUUGUGUCAAGUUUCCACCUGGAGCCGAGCAACAUAACGGGCUUUGAAAGAAAGCAUACACAACUCAUUGUGAGCGUUCUUUGGAAAAUAGCUUGCGGCAUGGAUUCCGACUUGCACGAAACUUAUUUCGAACAACCAGAAGGGUCCCAAGUGAUCUGGGACUAUUUCGCUAAAAUUUCUCUUAACUCCGCUACUUACGAAAGGAUAGUUGACAAUGUGAUGAAAAUGAUGGGGGAAACAUAA
Auanema sp. JU1783 is the source of this 1575-nucleotide messenger RNA. The record is from the annotation of a GenBank genome assembly. Lineage: Eukaryota; Metazoa; Nematoda; Chromadorea; Rhabditida; Rhabditidae.